Molecule: messenger RNA, 3559 nt
Organism: Oncorhynchus masou masou (cherry salmon)
Lineage: Eukaryota; Metazoa; Chordata; Actinopteri; Salmoniformes; Salmonidae
Product: mitoferrin-2-like
Exons: 4
Coding region: 194-1378 (394 amino acids)
Biological process (GO): iron import into the mitochondrion
Cellular component (GO): mitochondrial membrane
Molecular function (GO): ferrous iron transmembrane transporter activity
Source: RefSeq, a predicted model, not a curated record
GUUUCGGUAGAGGCAAGCCUUUCCCAAACACUGCGUGGACCUGUCCGCUCUGGGGACUGAGGGAGGCGGGGCGUGGAAACGGUGUACGACCGGUAAACAUCUGGGACGGGAAUGUAAAAAACUACCAACGGUACGCGAACACGAAACGGAGUGCCAUCGGGGCAUAAAGUAAAGACUGUCCAUCGAGAUUCCAAUGGAAGCGGAUGGUUUCCCGAGAAGGCAUCGGAUGACAGCGGAGACAGCAGGCGGGAACGCCGGGGUUGCUGGAGCCUCAGCCGGCGCAGAGGUCCGAUGGUUCAGUGGAAGGAUCUGGGGAUUGUCGGAGAGCCUCGUUGGGAAUUUGUCUCCCCGGAUCGGAGGCGAGGCAGAGAUACAGACUGUUCAGUUUAGCGGUGGCCCUCCUGAAAUAGCAGAUGCUUCGGAACCGGAGUAUGAGGGUUUGCCGCAAGGCGCUUCCACCAGCACCCACAUGUUUGCAGGAGCAGUGGCUGGAAUCAUGGAGCAUUGCCUGAUGUUCCCCAUCGACUGUGUCAAGACGCGAAUGCAGAGCCUACAGCCUGAGCCUGCCGCCCGCUACCGGAAUGUGAUGGACGCGCUUCGGCGAAUCAUAACCACAGAGGGUGUCUGGCGACCAAUGAGAGGGCUGAAUGCCACGGCCGUGGGGGCAGGACCGGCGCAUGCUCUCUACUUCGCCUGCUACGAGAAACUGAAGAAGAGUCUGGGUGACCUCAUCCAUCCCGGUGCAAACAGCCACCUGGCCAACGGUACGGCAGGGUGUGUAGCCACAUUGCUUCAUGACGCAGCCAUGAACCCAUCUGAAGUGGUGAAGCAGCGUUUGCAGAUGUAUAACUCUCCGUACCGCGGCGUGAUGGACUGUGUGCGUGCCGUGUGGCAGAGCGAGGGCCCCGGGGCCUUUUACCGCUCCUACACCACCCAGCUCACCAUGAACGUCCCCUUCCAGGCUCUCCACUUCAUGACCUACGAGUACCUCCAGGAGCUGCUCAACCCCCACAGACAAUACAACCCCUCCUCACAUAUGGUGUCUGGAGCCCUGGCCGGGGCCAUCGCUGCUGCAGCCACCACCCCUCUGGAUGUCUGCAAGACCCUGCUCAACACCCAGGAGUCCCUGGUGGGGCUCCCCGCUGCAGGCCAGGGUGGAGGUCAGGGGACACACAGACACAUCACGGGCCUGGCCCAUGCCUUCCGGACAGUGUACAGGCUGGGUGGCCUGCCUGGGUUCUUUAAAGGAGUCCAGGCCAGGGUGAUCUAUCAGAUGCCCUCCACAGCCAUCAGCUGGUCUGUCUAUGAGUUCUUCAAGUACGGAAUCACCAAGCACCAGCACGAGAAGAGGGUCGCGCUGCAGCGGGAGGAGAAAUAAAUCAUGUCCUUUUUUCUUUCAGGCAUAUCUCUUCACCAUCUCUUCCUUUUCCUUUGGAGCAGGUGUUCAGAGUGAGGGAGAAAUGAGGAAGAAUCAAUACGCACAUAAACCAACCAAUACCCACCUCUUAUUUACCCCGUUCAGACUUCCAAUAAGACACUUCCAUCUGUGGCUCAACCAUCUCUGCUAAACUGUUUGAAACCGAGGAUUUACAAUACACUAUGAAAGUGAAUAUGUGAUGUAUUGACAGUACGUGUUCAAUGUGUACCCAUAUAACGCACAUAAAGGUCAACCUGAAAGAGAUGCUUCUGUUUUACUCCAGAGGAUUUAGUUGUGAAAUAUGUGAAGUGUCCAGCACCUUUCAUAGAGUAUCGUUGGGAUGAAUUUGACGACAGCUGUUCUGUCAGUGUUCUUAAAGGCAGACUAUGACCUCAUCAUACACAGACAGUUGGCCACUUCCUGCUUUCGGAAAUUAACAACAAGAUUGUCUAAUUGAGGCGCAGAUUGGAAAUAGCCAGUAGUGGCGGUCAUCUUGGCAGAUUUUGAUUCUGUUAUUGUUAUGUGUUAGCGGGAAGUCGCCCAGCUUUGUAUGAUGAUCUAUUACGGAGUCUAUCUGUAGUGUUAAUUCUUGCGUUUUAAUGUAUCUGGAUGAGAAUGUUGUUCACUGUAAGCCCCACCAGGGGGCACUGUGACCAUCCCAAUAAAGCUCUUGAGUAAUAUAAUUUGGCCAGGUGUGAGUGACAGUGGGCCUUUAGGGGGCAUUUGUGUAAACCCGCCUUAACCCCAGACCUAGUAUCAGUUUGUCAUUUCGUGAACUGGUAGAGACGUAAACCUCUUCUUGAGGUUUGAAAUCAGGAAUUUCUCUCAAAAUAUAGACUUAAAUAUAUAUAACUUAAAUAUAUUGCUGCCAGUAAGUUGUAAAGUAGAGUAAAUAUAUUCAGAGAGGAACUAUUGAGUUAAAGUGGUUCCUGAACCCCUACAGUACUAACGUUGGUUGGCUUUCACUUUGGUUGGCUUUCACUUUGGUUGGCUUUCACUUUGGUUGGCUUUCACUUUGGUUGGCUUUCACUUUGGUUGGCUUUCACUUUGGCUUUGGAGUAUAGAAAGAAUGGAGAGAAUCACCAUGGAUCUUUGGACAAUUCAUUGGAAGAUAAAUUCCAUCUUGCCUUGUUAUUUGCACUGAUGUAAGGAGAGUGUGGGGGGGGGGGGAUCUCACUUUGUACUUUUGCUUUGAGUAGAUCAAAUUGUUGGAUGGGUUCGCCCACACAGGUGACAGGUAGCUUAGCGCUUAAGAGCGUUUGGACCGUAACCGAAAGGUUGCUGAUUCAAAUCCACGAGCCGACCAGGUUUUAACAUUAUACUGAUGAGCCCUUGAGCGACGCACUUAAUCCUGAUUGCUCCUGUAUGUCGCUCUGCAUUUGACUAAAAUAACUCCAAUGUAAACACACUUCAGUUUACAGUCACACCCUUGUUUUACCUGGACUGACUGGCUGUUCCUGUAGUAAAAGAACACGUGAAGGUUUAGACAGGACAGGUUGGCUAAAACACAGGCUGACUGGCACACAGAAUAUGGAUCCCCACACAUGAAGCAAAAUCCACACUACAGAAACAUGUUUCCAUCAUGUGAAUGUUACGGUCUGACCCUGACUCGAAAGGGUCAAGAAGGAAAGAGCUCAUGUUUCAGGGGAACUUCCAUUGAAAGGUUUCUGCACAAGUCAACUGUUUGUUUAAUAAGCCGUUCUAAAGACUUCAGGUAGAAGUAACCGUUAGACACAGAUCUAGGAUCAGCUUCCUCUCCCGAAAUACUAACUUAACCAUUGGAGAGAAUGCUAAACUGGCCUUAGAUCAGUGGCUAGGGGUGUGACAUCAUUAUACUGUUGUGUAUUAACUAUUACAUGAAUUGAUUGAUUAAGGGACUUAUCCAUGACACGGUGUGUAUGACUGUGUUUAUACAGGCAGCCCAAUUCUGAUCUCUUAACAAUAAUUGGUAUUUUUACCAAUCGGAUCAGAUCUUUUGCCGAUAAUUGGACACAAGGUCAGAAUUGGGCUGCCUGUGUAAACGUAGCCUGUGUGGCCUCAGCUGUGUGUGUGGAUGAUGAAUUCAGCUGAUCAGUCUUCUUGACCUCUGUCUGACUGUCCUCUGUAGUCCUGUCUGAUCAAUAAACAGAGCAGUAGACUCCC